Messenger RNA from Mizuhopecten yessoensis (Yesso scallop), 1288 nucleotides. Its product is annotated as sodium- and chloride-dependent taurine transporter-like. The record is from RefSeq and is a predicted model, not a curated record. Gene Ontology annotation, biological process: sodium ion transmembrane transport. Bases 83 to 898 code for a protein of 271 amino acids. The transcript has 7 exons. Lineage: Eukaryota; Metazoa; Mollusca; Bivalvia; Pectinida; Pectinidae. Gene Ontology annotation, cellular component: membrane.
CCUUCACAUAUCAAUUUGACAGGUAUGGGUAGAUGGGGGAACUCAGAUCUUCUUCUCUCUUGCUGUUGCAUUCGGAGGAUUGAUGACACUCGGAAGCUAUAAAAAGUUCAACGACAACUUUUACAGAGACAGUAUCGUCAUCAUGUGUAUCAACAGUGGCACAAGUAUUCUAGGAGGAUUUGCUGUGUUCUCCGUUCUCGGGUUUAUGGCACGUAACCAAGGAGUUGACAUUUCAGAUAUAUCUAACUCAGGUACUGCACUUGCAUUCCUCACCUACCCGAAAGCCGUUUCCUUGAUGCCAGGAGCCAGCUUUUGGGCAGUACUGUUCUUCUUCAUGUUGUUCCUGGUUGGAAUGGAUAGCUUGUUCCUCGGAGUCGAAGUAGCCGUGACCAUGAUGGUUGACGCCCUCCCAGAGAGGUACCAGAAGAAAUGGAGUCGGAUGGUAUUGACUGCCGUAUACAGUUUUGCUCUUUUCCUAGUUGGGUUGUCUAUGACGACACGGGGAGGUAUUUACAUUUGGAUCCUGUUUGACAAUUUCUCUGCAAGUGGCAUGGUGCUGCUAUGGGUCUGCUUUUGGGAAUGCAUUGCAAUCGGAUGGGUUUUCGGUGCCGAUAGAUUUGAUGACAUCCUUUACAUGAUGCUGGGUUUUAAGGUCAACCGAUUGUUGUGGGUUUGUUUGAAGUUCAUCACUCCCCUACUCACUACGGUGUUAUUCAUCUCGCAACUGACGUCGUUACGACUGGAUAAUUUAGGAUCUUCGUAUUCAUACCCGCCACUCGCUCAAGCCUUUGGCCUAAUGUUGUCAUUGUCAUCAAUGGUGUGUGUUCCAGUCGUCAUGGUCUAUAAAUUAAUGGGUAUUUCUGGUUCUUUUUCUGAGGUAAGUCAGCUUCAAACAUAAUACAGCAAGACCCUAGUAACAAAACAAUGUCCCAGUGUAACAAAGAAAUGUUUGCUUAUGUCAGAUUUGAACAUAAUACAUAGAAAAUAUGUUUAAAACAACCCAAAUAACAAUAACGUAUAUUUGUUGUAACCUUUGUUAUGUAAAGGAUUCCCCCGCGCGUGUUGAAAAUUUCAAUAUCUGAUCAUGGUCAUCCUCUGUUUUAUAUGGUAAAACCUCGUGAAUUAUUUGCAGAACUUGUGAUAUAUAUAUUGUAUGUCCUGUGAUUUAUGUCAAGCAUUUAUUAUCCCAAACGACAUUGUGUUGAGAGGACGAUAUGAAUGUAAAAACAAGAAAAAUCUUCCACUUUUUAGGUCACCUGGGCUUAACUAUUUCAAACUAAAAGACAAG